AUGGAGACGCACAUGACUGUGCCCGGGCCCAGGGCCCCAGCUGAGUCCCGGGGCUCCAGGCGAAAGAUUCUGUGCGGACCCAGGGACAGGACGCGGUGCCGUGAAAGGGGACAAAAGGACGCGGGCGCCAACGGACCAGGGACCACGGCGGCGCCGCACAAAGCCGCGCAGUCCUGCUCUCGCCAAGGUGCACGCGCCGGUAAACGCCGGCGCGUGGGGAACAAAGGGUGUCAUAGCAACCUCCGCAACGCCCUGCUACCGCCGCGGCGCUCCCGGCCAUCCAUCAGGGAGCCGCCGGAUCCAAACCUGGCAUUCACCCGGGGAGGCUCGAGCUGCCCGUCGGAGGGGUCCAGGCCCCUGCAGCGCACUCCUGUCUCCCUGUCCUCCUCCCGUCCCCCAUAA
This is a messenger RNA of Rangifer tarandus platyrhynchus (Svalbard reindeer), 402 nucleotides long. The record is from the annotation of a GenBank genome assembly. NCBI's taxonomy places the organism in Eukaryota, Metazoa, Chordata, Mammalia, Artiodactyla, Cervidae.